This is a messenger RNA of Camelina sativa (false flax), 2684 nucleotides long. RefSeq names its product acylamino-acid-releasing enzyme. Gene Ontology annotation, biological process: proteolysis. The record is from RefSeq and is a predicted model, not a curated record. Lineage: Eukaryota; Viridiplantae; Streptophyta; Magnoliopsida; Brassicales; Brassicaceae. Gene Ontology annotation, molecular function: protein binding; serine-type endopeptidase activity.
UUAUUUGUUUUGUUUUUAAUAUAAGAUGGCGAGAAUCUUUACACACCCACCAAUCAGUUGCUUCACCAAAUUGGGAUUUGACUUGAGCUCUUCUCAUCGUCAUCUUCGUCGCCUUCAUUUCCGACCUACGUUCAUCACUCUAUCACCCACUCAAUCUCCUUGCAAGAAUUGGAUUCGAAGAUUUGUAGCCAUGGAUUCAUCUGGAACUGAUUCGGCUAAAGAAUUGCAUGUUGGUUUGGAUUCAACUACUGAGGAAGAGUAUGCCACACAGUCAAAGCUACUUAAAGAGUUCAUAAAUAUUCCCAGCAUUGACAAAGCUUGGAUUGUCAACUCUGAUUCUGGUCCUCAGGCAAUGUUGGCCUUGAGUCAAGCAAACCUUUUGGCUAAUAAAAGGAAGAAGUUUAUGUUGUCGGGUCAUAUCUCGAAAGAAAGUAAUCAGUCUGUUAACUUUCACUGGGCGCCAUUUCCCAUCGAGAUGACUGGUGCAUCAGCUUUUAUCCCAUCUCCAUCGGGUCUGAAGCUCCUUGUGAUUCGAAACCCUGAAAACGAAUCUCCUACAAAGUUUGAGAUAUGGAAUUCGUCUCAGCUAGAGAAGGAGUUCCAUAUUCCACAGAAAGUUCAUGGCUCUGUAUACGUUGAUGGAUGGUUUGAAGGGAUCUCUUGGAAUUCUGAUGAGACUCGUGUUGCCUAUGUCGCUGAGGAACCAUCUCGUCCAAAGCCUACAUUUGAUCAUUUAGGUUAUUACAAGAAAGGGAACUCGUUGGACAAGGAUAUUGGAAGCUGGAAAGGUGAAGGGGAUUGGGAAGAGGAAUGGGGAGAAGCAUAUGCUGGAAAAAGGCAGCCUGCGCUGUUUGUUAUCGAUGUUGACAGUGGAGAGGUCAAGCCAAUCAAAGGAAUUCCUAGAUCGAUAAGUGUUGGACAGGUUGUUUGGAGUCCAAACAGUAAUGGAUCAGCUCAAUAUUUGGUUUUUGCUGGGUGGUUGGGAGAUAAAAGAAAGUUAGGUAUUAAGUACUGCUACAACAGACCUUGUGCCAUAUACGGAAUUAAGUUCGUAUCGGAUGAACCAAAAGAUGAUGCAAACGGAUUCCCUAUACAUAAUUUGACUAAGAGCAUAAGCAGCGGUUUUUGUCCUCGGUUCAGCAAAGAUGGCAAAUUUCUUGUGUUUGUAUCUGCAAAGACCGCUGUUGAUUCUGGGGCGCAUUGGGCAACCGAGUCACUUCACAGGAUUGAUUGGCCAAGUGAUGGGAAACUUCCUGAGUCAACAAUUAUCAUUGACGUGAUUGAAGUUGUAAAUUGUCCUGAAGAUGGUUGUUUCCCUGGGCUCUAUGUUACUGGCCUUCUGAGUGAUCCGUGGCUGUCAGAUGGACAUAGCCUUAUGUUUUCUACCUAUUGGCGGAGUUGUCGAGCGAUACUCAGCGUAAAUUUGCUAAGCGGUGAAGUGUCACGUGCUAGCCCUGAUGAUUCAGAUUAUUCGUGGAGCGCUCUUGCGCUAGAUGGUGAUAAUAUAGUUGCUGUGUCUAGCAGUCCAGUGGGUGUUCCUGAAAUCAAGUAUGGAAAGAAAGUUCUCGAUGCAGCUGGGAAGCAUUCAUGGCAGUGGUUGAAUGUUCAAAACCCGAUCAGAUGCUCUGAAAAGGUUAUGUCAGGGCUUUCAUCUCUUCAGUUCAAAAUUCUAAAAGUACCAGUUAGUGAUGAUUCUGAAGGUCUUACUGAAGGGGCCAAAAACCCUAUUGAAGCUAUAUAUGUAUCAUCCUCCAAGUCUAAGGAGAAUGGGAAAUGCGAUCCCUUAAUUGCUGUUCUUCAUGGAGGUCCUCAUUCUGUUGCACCUUGCAGCUUCUCCAGGAAUAUGGCCUAUCUCUCCUCAAUUGGAUACAGUCAGCUGAUUGUAAAUUACAGGGGUUCAUUGGGAUAUGGGGAAGAUGCUUUGCAGUCUCUACCUGGCAAAGUUGGAUCGCAGGACGUGAAAGAUGUGCUCACGGCUGUAGACCAUGCCAUCAAAUUGGGACUCGCAGACCCGUCUAAAAUAACCGUGCUAGGUGGUUCUCAUGGUGGGUUUUUGACCACUCACUUGAUUGGCCAGGCCCCGGAUAAAUUUGUGGCAGCAGCUGCAAGGAAUCCUGUAUGCAACUUAGCGUCAAUGGUUGGGAUUACAGAUAUACCUGAUUGGUGUUUCGUUGAAGCCUAUGGGGACCAGACCCACUAUACAGAAGCCCCCUCACCUGAAGAUCUUUUUCGGUUUCAUCAAAUGUCUCCUAUAUCACACAUCUCAAAGGUGAAAACACCUACAUUGUUUCUUUUGGGAACUCAGGAUCUCCGUGUUCCCAUAUCAAACGGAUUUCAAUACGUGAGGGCGUUGAAGGAGAAAGGAGUUGAGGUUAAAGUUCUAGUAUUUCCCAAUGACAAUCAUCCCCUAGACAGACCACAGACGGAUUUUGAAAGCUUUCUCAACAUUGCUGUCUGGUUCAACAAGUACUGCAAGCUGUGAACACCUGAUAUUUUCGAAUACCGAGUUUGUUUUCUUAAAAAAUCGGAAUGGAAAGAGUCGAAAGAAUAAUCAUUUGGUUUUCACCAAUCUUAGAUUGCUUGCAGCAAAGACUGCGACUUUAUGGUUUCAUGUCAUAAACCUUUGAAAAUUAAGUGGUUUAAGAGGUUCUUUUAUGCAAUGAAAACACAUGAGGGAAGAAAAA